This is a messenger RNA of Podospora pseudocomata, 2625 nucleotides long. RefSeq lists its product as uncharacterized. The transcript has 5 exons. Bases 603 to 2060 code for a protein of 485 amino acids. The record is from RefSeq and is a predicted model, not a curated record. Lineage: Eukaryota; Fungi; Ascomycota; Sordariomycetes; Sordariales; Podosporaceae.
UCCAACUCCAAACGGUUGAAGGGUGGCAGUAAAACCAACAGUCCAACCGCAUUGGGCCGACUCUCCGCGGCGGUUUUGCGGGGCAAACCUUUCAAUACCAGCUUAAAUACCAGGGCUGACCAGGCGAGCUCGUAACGAAAGUGACCCAGAGCGUUGGGUCACCGUAGUUGUUGAUGAUCAGCCGAGUUGGAAUAAUCUCAAGUUGCCUUGGUAGGGACAUCAAGGACAAACAUCUAUCAAGAUGGGCACCUUGAAGGUUUGUCGCGGUAUAGCACCCUUGCAUAUCCAACGGCAUACCCUAAGCCGAACAAGGCAUGGCAUAACUUGCCACUCUGCCAACGGUGGUUCGGCACUAUCCAGUAUCAACCAAUUGGCCAACAGGCCUUCUCUCGGGGCAAGUUUCACGCGACUCUGGGAACGUGCCGCAUUCUCUCGUCAUGGCAAAGUAUCAUUACGCUCUUUUUGCGGAUAUCAUGUAUCCUCGGGUUCCUACAGCAAAGUCACAUCGCCCUCUUUGAUGGAUACCAUUAUCCUUGCCCUCCACGCGACGACCCUGCAGCUGGACUCGAACAGACAAAGCCCCUCUGGAGCUCCAUCCAGCCAUGACAGACACAAUGGAGUGCCCCUUUUGUGGCUGGAAGACCAAAGAGGGCGAGUAUCAAAUGCUGCUUCACAUGGAAACGCUGCACGCUGAAGGAGAACCGCCCUUUCUUGCUGCUGCUGAUCAAGACCGCACCUCCCCUUCUCCAAAUAGUAAUGGCACUGCCAACACGGGCAAUGACGACGAUCCAGGAUACGUCGAGUGCCCGGUUGAAGGGUGUGGAGAAUUUCUUCUUCUCAGCCAGGUGGAAUAUCACUUAGAACUCCAUACCACCGAGGAGACCGACGUCCAUGAUUAUCACCCUCCUCCACCAGACCCUAUCACAGCCGUGUCAGAACCUACUGCAUCAUCAUCACCCUUAUCAAACGCUCCUGAAUCAGUAUCAAAAUCAUCUCACAAGGCCUCGGAGCCAAGUACACGCCACUCCAAGGCGAUAUCAGCGUGGAAAAGACUCCUGAAAAUGCCUAGUUCCUCUUCAUAUUCACAUCGUAUUCUAUGGCGUCGCCAUGAUUCUAAGACGUCUGGCGAUUCCGAGAGUAAAACGCGCGGGACGCGGUUGGGUAGGAAGCAUCUCGGUAGAUAUGCGCACGAAGACCGAAUGCCAGACUGGCUUGCGGAUCUUUUACGGAAAAAGGGACAAGUCCAAACAGCUGGCGUAGUCCCGGUCCUAGCCCAACUCCUCGAAUCCUCCCUCUCCACCCACCACGCCUACCUCUGCCACCCCUGCGUCCACCACAUCUCCAAGCUCAAGCGCGAAGGCGGCUUCUGCGGCUACCGCAACAUCCAAAUGCUCUGCUCCUACCUAACCCAACCCCCCCAAUCAACCACCAUCCCCAACGCCCACAAGCUAGCCUCCCAAAUCCCAACAAUCUUCCAAAUCCAAGACUACAUCGAGGCGGCCUGGGACAACAACAUCUCCGCCACGGGCCGCGCCGAAACAGGCGGGAUACGCAACACGAGAAAGUACAUUGGCACCCCCGAGGCAGUGGCCAUGUUUAGGUACUUGGGCGUCCCGUUUGCUGCCCAGUCGAUCAAGGACAAGUCCCCCGCCAAGGCGGUCGAGAUGCUGCUGAGGACGGUGGAGGAGUACUUUAGGUCAGAUGACAAGGCGAUAGUGAGGGGAGAAGGGGGCAAGGUGAGGUUGACGGGGUUGCCGCCGUUGUAUUUUCAGCAUUUGGGGCAUUCGAUGACUAUUGUUGGGUUUGAGAGGGGGGCGGGGACGGGGGAGGGGAGGCUGUUGGUUUUCGAUCCGCAUUUUAAGGAUUGUUAUCAGGUUUUGGGGAUGGUGGGGAUAAACAAUAACAGUAAUAAUAUUGGCGAUGGGAAGAGGGGGGCGGGGGUGGUGCCGGUGAGGUAUCCUUAUCCGGAUGGGGCGCUGAAGGGGUAUAGGAGAGGUGGGGGGUAUUUGGGGGAUUUUAAAGAGUUUGAGCUUUUGAAGUGGGUUGGACUAAAUUGUUGAUGAUGUUGAUGAUGAUUGGCGCUGACGAGAAAUAGGCUUCUUCCUGGGGCGGUGCCUGUGGGGGGAUAGGGAAAUACACAGGGCGAGAUGCUUCAUGGUUACGAGACGACAGAGGAGGAUACAGCGGUGGUGUGGGCAGGGUUCCGCGUUAGGAAAAAGGUGGCGGACAAGGUCGAAAAGACGCUUGAGACUCUUUUUGGUGAGAUGUCGACGUACCCGGUUCACCCCCAGCGGCCACGUGGAGGAGGAAGAGGAGGUAGGAGAGGAAGGAGAGGACGAGGGCAUGGAGCGUACUGAUGGUUAUCAGUGGGACAAGCGUGUAUUCAUACUGCUGUGGUAUUCUUGGCUAUAUUUCAGGGAUAUCAUUUCCAUGAGCCACUUUAGCCCAGAUAGGUAGCGAACAUGGUUCAGUAGCACUAGUUUAUCACAUUGCGCUUGAAACAAGAGUGCUAUGCUAGGCGGUAUUAGGAGGGAAAGGGGGAGAUAGAAAUAGAGAUGGUCCAAGAGAUCGAGAUGGCAGCCGGGCCUUCUUGGAUGUUAGAGGGCCUUAUCAGACAUGUAGAGC